Messenger RNA from Suillus subalutaceus, 189 nucleotides. RefSeq lists its product as uncharacterized. The annotation marks the transcript as partial. The transcript has a single exon. Lineage: Eukaryota; Fungi; Basidiomycota; Agaricomycetes; Boletales; Suillaceae. The record is from RefSeq and is a predicted model, not a curated record.
AAGUGCCAGGGUAUCAACUCUUCCCCUUAUUACUGGUUCACUGACCAGUGCAAAUAUGGUAUUUUCCAACAUGGCGGGUAUGGAUUUGGCAUUAGAAUCAUUGAAAUAGGUAAUGUACAACCGGUAAGAAGAAUACCCUGCGCCUUCGACUGCAACUGCAUAUACAACCCGGGUUCCUGCCACGCCUAA